AUGUCGCGUGGUGUUAUAAGUGUUGGCGACUAUAUAGUUAUUCAGAAACAAAAUUAUAAGAAACUUCAUAAAUAUAACAAGGCAAAUUCAUGUGUAAAUAUUGGACGUGAUAGUGUUAAUUUAAGUGGUUUAGAGGGUUGUGAAUAUUUUUCUGUUUUUAGGAUGUUACCAAAAAAUAACAAAAGAAAUAGAGAAUAUGAUUUGGAGAUAACUCAGGAAACUGUUGACCUUAAAAGUGAAAUUGAUGUUAAAAUUUCAGGAAUCGAUAAUAGAAAUAUUUUUGACGAUGGUCUAUCUCAAAAGCUAACAGCUGCAGAAAUAGAUGACCUUAAAAGUGAUGCAAAUAAAGCUUCAUAUAUUGUAGAGACUCUUAUAAGUAAUUCAAACACAUUUCAUAAUAAAACUGAAUUCUCACAGGAGAAGUAUUUAAGGAAGAAAGAAAAAAAAUAUUUUGAAUAUAUACAAAUACUUCGACCUAACUUGAGAAUGAUCAGUGAAAUAUUGUACAAGCUAGACCCCAGCAAAAUUCAAGGUUUAAGGACUGAUACAUUAUCUCAAAUUAUCACUUUGUGUAAUAUUAACUGUGAAGGUAAUCAUUUAUUGUAUGACUCUGGUUCCAAUGGUUUGUUGGCUGCAGCAUUAUUAAGUGCCAUUGGAGAGCUUAGUGAUGGUAAAUUGAUUCAUAUGCAUCCUGGUAAUAUGUCACAAAAGUUGGCAUUAAUGGCUAUGAAUUUUGGUGCAGAACAAUUAGAUAGAUGUAUUUCAGUUAAUGUAUAUUCUGCAUUACGACAGUACUACCAGGGAUGUGAUACUAAUUCAAAUGAAAAUUUAUCUGUAUUAGAGAAUAGUACAGAAAAUGAAUUAAAAAGAAAAGCUGAUGAUGUUAUAGAUCAUAAAAGCAAAAUUGCCAAAAUAGAUAACUUAACUGAUGAUAAAAAUAAUAUUGUCAGUCUAACAGAUUCACAUAAAAUUGACCAAAGUGAACCAAAAAAACCAAAAUGGCACUUUUUAAAUAUAGCUGCAUCUCAACUUCUAUCUAAUAAAGUUGAUUCUUUAGUUAUUGCUAGUAAAGAAGAUCCUCAAAACAUUUUUAAAGAAUUAUCAGCUUUUGUCAAGCCAGGAAGGCCUUUUGUUGUGUAUUAUAAUGUUGCAGAACCCUUACAACAGUUAUAUAUGACUUUAAAAUCCCAGAAUAACAUUGCUGCCUUGAGAUUAACUUGGAAUUGGAUGAGGAAUUAUCAGAUUCUGCCCGAAAGAACACACCCAGAAGUCAUGAUGAAUGGUUCGGGAGGCUUUCUGUUAAGUGGUUAUAUACUUAAAUAG
This is a messenger RNA of Parnassius mnemosyne (clouded apollo), 1323 nucleotides long. NCBI's taxonomy places the organism in Eukaryota, Metazoa, Arthropoda, Insecta, Lepidoptera, Papilionidae. The record is from the annotation of a GenBank genome assembly.